Molecule: messenger RNA, 1929 nt
Organism: Peniophora sp. CBMAI 1063
Lineage: Eukaryota; Fungi; Basidiomycota; Agaricomycetes; Russulales; Peniophoraceae
Source: the annotation of a GenBank genome assembly
AUGUCGUCUUCGAAGGGUAACACAACCGCUCCCGGCCUCACCGGCGGGUUGAACAGCACGGCUCACACGAACGGGACAUCGCACGGCGGCCAUGCACUCUCGCCAGGCGCCCGCCGCAACAUGACAUACCCCACUGAGUUCUGGUACGGCGUGCUCGUCUUCAUCGCUCUUCUCAUACUGGGGAGGUUUGUCGGCUUCAUUGGCUCCUGGCGGCGUCAACGUCAUGCUCGAUCGCUCAAGAUGCGCGACGCCGAGUACCGCGGCUCAUACACUCGCCCGUCUGGGUGGUCCCGCAUUCCGUCUGCCGCUGUCAACGCCUGGCGUGUAGUCGCCUUCCGCUCCGUCAUCGCCUUCGGCCCCUACUACUCGAUCAAUCUCGCGGAAGGCUUCGUCACACUCGCAUACCUGGCCAUGCUCUUCACUUGGUCCCUUAUCAACACUACGGUCAAUGGUCAGAUGCAAUACGGUGGUCGUACGGGUGCUAUCGCUGCCGCUCAACUUCCUCUCAUCGUCGCCCUCGGGAUGCGCAACAACAUCAUUGGCUGGUUGACGGGAAUUGGUUAUGAGAAGCUCAACUACAUGCACCGCACGACCGCUCGCGCCUUACUAGUUUUGGUUUGGUUCCACGCAGGCACUUGGAUCAAGAUAGGCUUGGAGGGGCCCAACGCCGUCACCGAAUCUCAGAUCCAGUGGGCACUCACGGCUACCAUCGCUCUCACGCUUGUAUGCAUCGUGUUCGUGCGGCCUGUGCGCCACAGGGCAUACGAGGUCUUCAUCGUCUCGCAUUUCCUCUUGGUGUUCUUCUUCAUUUUGGGCGCUUACAUGCACGCCGCUGAUCAUCGAUUGGGCCGCUACAUCUGGCCCACCUGGGUUCUCUGGGGCUUCGAUCGCGUUGUUCGCGCGGGUCGGAUACUCGCGUUCAACCACGGCUAUCUCAUGCCCGGUGGCGGUGUAGCUUGCAACGCGACAGUUGAGCGCGUCGCUGAUGGCUUCAUCCGCAUGCGUUUUCGCCGCCCGGCGCACCUCCACUGGGCUCCCGGUCAGAGCGCGCACAUCACCAUGCCCUCCGUGUCGAAGUUCCCCUUCGAGUCGCACCCCUUCACCAUCGCCAACGCGGACGUCCCAACUCCGCCUGCGCCAACGAUGGAAAAGAUGAAGAUCGAGAACUCGGUCGAGUCGACGUCUUCGUCAUCUUCGUCAACGAUGUCUGUCACCACCGGCGAAAGUAGUGAUAAGGAGCUCGUCUUCAUCAUCAAGAAGCAGGAAGGCUUCACGCGUCGGUUGGAUCAGAUUGCCAAGGCCGGUGGAAAGCUCAAGAUCGUGUUUGACGGACCAUAUGGACACCCACCGCGCCUCACGCACUACGACACGGUGGUUUUCCUCGCUUAUGGUUCUGGUGUCUCGUUCACGAACUCGCUGUUCGUUGAUCUCGUCUACCGUGCGCGCGCCGAUCCUACCAUUUGCCGGAACAUCAUCUUCGUGUGGACGAUCCGCCACGCUGAUCAAGUCAAUCUUAUCUACAGCGACCUUCUUCGGGUUCUUGAGACCGCUCCGCCAGCCCUGCAUAUUUCCGUUCGGAUCCACGUUACUGCUACCGCGACCCUGCAGCUCGAUAUGUCUGAGCCGACGAGCCCGACUAGCCCGACUUCUGUCAUGAGCCCUAUCUCGCCAGUUUUUGCCGAGAAGAAGGGUGGCGCUUCUGACAGACUCUCCGCGUUUAACAAGACGUCGUGGUUCACCGGUCGCCCGAACGUUGAGGAUGUGCUUGAGCAGGCCAUCACCGGCGCGCAGGGAUCUGUCGCCGUGAACGUAUGUGGCCCUCAUACCGUCGCAAAGGACGUAAAGCGCGUUUUACGCGCACAUGGCCCGGCCUCCGUUCUUCGCGGUGGCCCCAGCGUCAGCUUGUUCGUAGACUCAUUCAAAUUCUAG